Messenger RNA from Phoenix dactylifera (date palm), 2717 nucleotides. The record is from RefSeq and is a predicted model, not a curated record. Lineage: Eukaryota; Viridiplantae; Streptophyta; Magnoliopsida; Arecales; Arecaceae.
GAUUGGAACUUAAUCUCCUCCCUGCGAGAAGCUCGGUUGCCGAGAUCCAUCCCGUCUCCUUCCGUGCCCUGUUCUCGAAGGAUUUAGGGUUAGGGUUUUUGAAGUGGCGUCGAUCGAAACCCUAAUCGCGCUUGGGAAUCGUCUGGAGGUCCGAAUCCAAGCCAUUCUUCAAGCCCUGGCGCUCCUCGUGGUUUCCGGUCGCCGAGAGGAACAGUGUCUCGAGGAAGCUAAGUUCUUUCUCUUUUUUCUCUACAGAAGUUAGGGUUUUUAAGCGAUUUUCUGUCUUUCCGCUUCGCUUAGUUUUUGUUACUGGAUCCGUUAUUGAGAACUUCGGGCUUUCAUUUCGAUCGGAAAGGAGAUUCGAACUCUGAAUCUUGUGGGGCAAGUUUAGUAUCAUGAACGGGGUGCGAGGAAGAAGAGGAAUUAAGUCUUAGGUUUCGGUAUCUUUCCUCAAAAGAUUGAGAAAUUUGGAGCUUUUCUUUCCAGUGGUUGGAAGUUAGGGAUUUUGUGGCAAUCCCGAGAGAGGUGGUUUUGAGGGACUCUUCUGAAGAGUAUCUCUCCAUUUAUGUGAAGUCCCUGGGGGAGGAACUUGGAUUUUUGCAUGGGUUUGCGGGAAUCGGGGCGGUGCUGCGCUGAGGAGAAGGAUCAAGAGUGAAUAGGGUUUUGGGAGGAGAUUUUUAAUCAUUUCUUGAUUCAGAAAUUCGCGGAGAAGCUUAAACUAGUUUUCAUCAACUGUGGAGUUUAGUCCGGCUACCUAGUUCUGAUCAGUUCGAAGAGCUCAUUUAUCAAGAUGAGUGAGACAAAGGAUAGCACUGAAUCAUCAGACCAAGAAAUGCCAGAACUUUCAGAAGAUGAGCAGAUCGACGAGGUGGCUGAAGAUGAGGACUUCUCACCUUUAAUCGAGAACCCUAUGGGGCAGAACUCUGAGUUGCAAACAGAAGCUUUUGCAGGAGCUUCUCGGGAACCUGCUUCUGUUGAACGGAUUACUAGAAGCGAUGACAUACUGCCUGACCUCAAAAAUGUUGCUGAAGAUCCUGGUCUGCUGAUUGAGAAGGACAAGGCCUCAGAUCACAAUGAGGCAUCUGAUAUCAGGACUGGCAAGGAGAGCAAGAUGGAUAGUGUACAGUUGGAGAAUGGGGGCAGAUCUACUGCAACAGAUAAUAAUGCAGCUCAUUCUGAGGAAUUUACGGAGGCCUCACUGAAACAGGAAAAGGAAGGUGGAGAAUACUUAGCCCAUGUGGAGGGUUCUAACCAGUCAUACACUUUCAACUCUUUCCUGGAUGGUGAUGAUUCUGGAACAGAGGAAGAGCAGGCAGCCUUCAUGAAGGAGCUUGAAAACUUUUUCAGGGAGAGGAGCAUGGAGUUUAAGCCACCCAAGUUUUAUGGAGAAGGGUUGAAUUGUCUCAAGUUAUGGAGGGCAGUGACUAGAUUGGGUGGUUAUGACCAGGUGACAUCGUGCAAGCUGUGGCGUCAGGUGGGAGAGUCUUUCAAGCCCCCAAAGACCUGUACUACUGUGUCUUGGUCAUUUCGAAUUUUCUAUGAGAAGGCACUUCUUGAGUAUGAGAAACAUAAAAUUCGUACAGGUGAGCUCCAAGUGCCGAUCUCUUCCCUUCCAGACACUAUAGUUUCUGAUCAUCAGGUAGCUGGAAAUCAAUCAUCGGGCUCAGGUAGAGCCCGAAGGGAUGCUGCAGCACGUGCUAUGCAGGGUUGGCAUUCUCAGCGCCUACUUGGUAAUGGUGAGGUUGGAGACCCAAUCAUUAAGGAUAAAAGCGCAAUGCCUCUCCUAAAACGUGAUAAACAUCUUAAAAGUUUACUGAAGAGGAAGAAAACAUCUGGCCUGGCUCGUGCAGCCAAAGUUGCACAUACGAAAGUCAUCAGGCCACAAGGGGAUUCGAUGGUUGUUGAUGUUGGCGCUCCCGCUGAUUGGGUGAAGAUCAAUGUCAGGCGAACUGUGAGUUUUUCAAAUAAAACAUACUCGUAGCUAAAUCAAGGUUUGCCGUUUCGGUAUCGGACCCGUGUCGGUGCCACACUAGCAUAAUAUCGAAAGAUUGCUUUGAAGUCUAUGCUUUAGUUCCUGGGCUUCUGCGUGAAGAGGUGCAUGUUCAAUCAGAUCCUGCUGGCCGUUUGGUUAUAUCUGGUGAGCCAGAGCAGCCUGAUAAUCCCUGGGGUGUCACCCCCUUUAAAAAGGUUAUUACCUUGCCUUCGCGAAUUGAUCCGCAUCAAACAUCAGCAGUUGUCACCCUGCAUGGCCAGUUAUUUGUGCGCGCGCCCUUUGAACAGUCAGAUAUAUAAUAGUGAUUUAGGUUUUUGCAAACUAAUAUCUUGUAGUGGCAAAUUUGGGAAGCAAUUGUAGGAAUUCUGUGUUGAUGUUGUACUCUGUGCUGCAGGCUCAAAGAACUCUCGUGUUGCUGAGAUGACUGGUACUGUUUGAUAUCAUGCGGCAAAUCUCAAAUAAGCUGGAAUACUGGACCUUUGUUUAUGUAGUAUGUCAUAUGAGCUGAUAUUUGGUACUUUUAACUAUGGAUGUUGGUCCAAUGUAAUUGGGUUAUGAGUCUUAUGACUUCUUGUUUGUGGUUAGGGUUACUAAGCCAGGGUUGAGAAGUUUGAACAGACAGUUGCAUCUUAAUCUUAAAGAACACCGUCUAGAUGUAUCUAUUUGUAAAUCUAACUUUGAUAUCAGUGCAUCAAAAUGCUACAGGCUCAUCUUUACAACUUCA